Messenger RNA from Aedes albopictus (Asian tiger mosquito), 1133 nucleotides. Its product is annotated as MRN complex-interacting protein. Bases 104 to 1078 code for a protein of 324 amino acids. Gene Ontology annotation, biological process: mitotic G2 DNA damage checkpoint signaling. The record is from RefSeq and is a predicted model, not a curated record. The transcript has 2 exons. Gene Ontology annotation, molecular function: chromatin binding. Gene Ontology annotation, cellular component: nucleus. NCBI's taxonomy places the organism in Eukaryota, Metazoa, Arthropoda, Insecta, Diptera, Culicidae.
GUUUACUACAACACAACAUAUUUUGUUAUCGUUGUCGCGCCUGAGGAACAGGCAAGGAACCAAAGAUAACUGAAAACCGAGCGCGAAUUUCGGAAUUUCGGAGAUGCCUCAAGAACUGCGUGUGGUGUGCUGCUUCCAAUGCCGGAAAUUCCAGUCGGACAUCGUAAAGAAGGCGAAAAAGUGGACCUGCAAGCUGUGCGGCGCCAAGCAGUCACUCGUCAAAGAGUACACCCGUGGUUCCGGUCGGGAAUGUCGCCUGUUGGUGCAGCAGUUGAGCGAGGGGACGUUGCAGGCGGACCAAUUUGAAAGAGACGUUGCCGAACGGGUGCUGGAAGGUAAGAUAGAACUGCCAAACGCGGUUGGGAAUGCUAUUCGUGACGAGUCGGAACGGUUGAUGGCUAGCCAUGGGCAAGGGUCGGCCAGGAAGGUCGAAGAUGGUAGCAACAGUAAAUGGGUUAGUUUCUGUUCGAGAGAUGAUGAUGAAGUGGGAGAUUUGAUGGAGGGACAGGACAUGCAGAUUUCGAAUAGAAGUAAAGCUGUAGGAGAAAGAGAGAGUGUGAAAUCAAAAAAUUUCGCCAACUUUACCCCACGAAAAGCUUAUGAGCCAAGUCCUACACCUAGUUUAAUGCCUUUAGCAGAUUUCCAUCAGAUGAACAAACAAGAUAAGAAGGAAUUCAAGUGGCAAUCGAAACUCGACCGUGAAUGUAACUUGAACCAAAUUUCUUCUCCGAUAAGAAUGGCAUCAAGUUCCACAACUGGCUCUAAACAAUCACUAUUCAGUUUCAAGCCGAAGUUAUGUAAGCAAACGACAGGAGACGUUCAAGAAAUUGAACGCAUCAAUACUGUUACCCAGAAAAGGGCGCAUAACGAAGAAUGCCCUCGUGAUAAACAGGCACCCAUGAUGAGUUUCGCGAAGAAAUCGAAAUGGAGCAGCUUCAAAUCAAAAGAAACGGAUUCUAACGCCUCUAAUUUGCCCAAUAUCAAUGAACCGUCGCAAUGCCCCAAUGAACUUGUGUCGACCUCAAAGUGGAUCAAGUUUGUUACAGCAGCCAAUGAAGAAGAUGAUGAAUUUUCUUGAUAACAUCCCCAUGAAGAGUUUCGUUAAAAAAGGGCUAUAAGUAGCAUUUUGCGCU